Zootoca vivipara (common lizard) is the source of this 9703-nucleotide messenger RNA. It is a transcript of the gene TANC1, whose product is annotated as tetratricopeptide repeat, ankyrin repeat and coiled-coil containing 1. Gene Ontology annotation, molecular function: protein binding. The record is from RefSeq and is a predicted model, not a curated record. NCBI's taxonomy places the organism in Eukaryota, Metazoa, Chordata, Lepidosauria, Squamata, Lacertidae. Gene Ontology annotation, biological process: regulation of postsynapse organization. Gene Ontology annotation, cellular component: glutamatergic synapse.
AGGCGGGAAUGCCAAAGGCCGGGUCUCCCCAGCCUGGCUUGCCCUGCAGUCCUGCUGAGCCCCCUUCCCGCUAAUUGGUCCCAGAUGGUUUUGCCUCUUUCCAAAGCAACAGGAACUUUGGCUACUCGAGGGGGUGGAGGGAAACAGAGGGAGAGAGAAGGAGGGGGCUGGUGCUGUUGGAAGCUGCUGGUAGGAACCGAGAGGAGAAGCAGAAAAAUAAAAAAGGGAAGGGAAGGGGGGAGGUUGCCACGGUGAGUUGGCCGCGCCCAGUCCAGGGCUUGGCUCGCGCGCUUUGCAGGACGCUCAGCCCAGACCAGACGGCGUGUGUGGAGAGCAAGCGGGCCGAAACUGCGAGGCAUCCAUUGCAACCAGCCUGGGAAGCUCCCUCCCUUCCCCCCUGCGCGAGCCUGGCUGGCUGCUCCGAGGGAAAGGCGGCCUGAGGGGGAGAAAUGCGGGAGGCGGGGACUGUUGCCCGCCUGCUUCCAAUGAGCUCAUCCUGCCUGGCUGGCGCUGCUGGAAGAGUCCCGCUCGGGACGCACACCGAGAGACCCUGAAGCGCCUCGGAGGCGCUGGACUCCCGGAGAAACGGAAAAAAAGAACAGUGUUAAAAUGUUAAAAGCCGUUUUGAAGAAAAGCAGAGAUGGUGGAAAGGCAAGCAAGAAGGAAUCUGGUGAUUCAUGCUCAGAAAGUGCACUACAGAUAAUUGCCACAUCUGGCCACCAUGCAGAUUUCCCCAGUGGUAUCCAGCCUGCACCGGAAGAUGUCUACAGAAUGAACUUGGCCAAAGGAGUUUCAAUGUCUUUGCCAUCAUCACCUUUGCUGCCUCGCCACGCCUACUUGAUGCAAUCAAGAGCAAGCAAAAAAUCGCCAGGUCCCAUCAGGAAGCCCAAGUAUGUAGAAAGUCCCCGGAUACCAGGAGAUGCAGUCGCCGUACCAAUGAGGAAAGUGUUGGAGCCGACAGAUCCCAACCAGAAUGAAACAAAGUCAGAGAAGGAAUCAAGCUGUUCACCAGCGGCUCAGGAACUGAUGACAAGACUGGGAUUUUUACUGGGAGAAGGGAUUCCAACGUCUGCCCAUAUCUCUGUGGAAGAAAAGCGUGAAGCUAUGUGCACCAUAGCUAGCCAAGGAGUCAGUCCCUGCUCUACCCUGACGAGCAGCACCACAUCGCCAAGCACUGACAGCCCCUGCUCAACUCUGAAUAGCUGUGCUGGCAAAACAGCGGCCAACAAAAGUAGUCCCUGUGGGACCAUUAGCAGCCCAAGCUCCACGUUGGAAAGCAAGGAUAGUGGAAUUAUAGCGACAGUAACAAGUUCAUCUGAAAACGACGACCGUAGUGGAUCCAGUUUGGAGUGGAGCAAAGACGGCAGCCUCAGAACUGGUGCACAUCAAGGGAUUAUUCAUGAACGGAGAACAGAUAAUUGCUCGCCAGUUGCAGAAGAGGAGACGGUGGGGUCUUCAGAAAGUCUGCCAAAAGUGGAAGCAUCUUCUGGAGAUGGCCCUGUGACUUACACUCAAAGCUCUGGCUCAUUAGUAAUGCCUCGGCCCAAUUCCGUUGCAGCAACAAGCUCCACCAAGCUAGAAGACCUGAGCUAUUUGGAUGGUCAGAGGAAUACACCAUUGAGGACCUCAAUUCGCUUACCAUGGCACAAUACUGCUGGAGGGAGAGUUCAGCAAGAAAUAAAAGCUCGUUUUGUCCCUUAUAAGCCUCAAGACAUUCUGCUUAAGCCACUAUUGUUUGAAGUGCCAAGCAUAACAACGGACUCUGUGUUUGUCGGAAGAGACUGGCUGUUUCAGGCAAUAGAGGAAAAGUUGAAGAAUAAUAAAGACCAGGCAGAAACCAGGGGAGCUGUUGUUGUUGGAAAUGUGGGAUUUGGGAAGACUGCUAUUAUUUCAAAGCUUGUGGCACUUAGCUGUCAUGGAAGUCGCAUGAGGCAGAUUGCUUCCACCAGCUCUAAUUCUUCUCCCAAAAGCAGCGACCCCUGUCAAGAGAUUCCUCUCAGCCAGAUACCCGCUUCUGUUGCCUCAGCGGGUACCAAUACAAGCAAAACAUUCAGCUGCCCCCCAGCUCAGGAACAUCCGAACCAAGUGGCAGAAUCUGUUAGACGUCUUGCGUCAAAGGUGGUUGCCUAUCACUACUGUCAAGCUGACAACACUUAUACAUGCCUUGUCCCAGAAUUUGUGCAUAGUAUUGCUGCUCUUCUUUGCCGGUCUCAUCAGUUAACAGCAUACAGAGAACUUUUGAUAAGGGAACCACAUCUACAAAGUAUGCUUAGCCUUAGGUCCUGCGUUCAAGAUCCAGUAGCAGCGUUCAGAAGAGGAGUGCUGGAACCACUUGCAAAUCUUAGGAAAGAACAUAAAAUUCCAGAAGAGGAAUAUAUCAUUUUGAUAGAUGGCUUAAAUGAGGCUGAAUUUCAUAAACCUGAUUAUGGGGACACGGUUUCUUCAUUCAUCACAAAUAUUAUUUCUAAAUUUCCUCCCUGGCUAAAACUGAUAGUGACUGUAAGAACAAACUUUCAGGAAAUAAUCAGCUCAUAUCCUUUCUUCACGAUCUCCCUGGAUGAUUUCCCUGAAAAUAAAGAAAUACAGGCUGAUUUGAAUGCGUACAUUCAGUACAGGAUCGGUGCCAGCCAGGAUAUUGUAAACAAUAUAUCUCUGAAUGGAAAAGCUGAUGCAGCUAUAAUUGGGAAAGUGAGCAACCAUCUGAUCAUGAGGAGCAUGGGAUCCUAUCUCUACUUGAAAUUGACCCUGGAUCUCUUUCAGAAGGGUCACCUCGUGAUCAAAAGUGCAAGCUACAAGGUAGUUCCAGUCUCUCUCUCUGAGCUCUAUUUGCUUCAGUGCAACAUGAAGUUCAUGACGAACUCAUCGUUUGAAAGGGCCCUGCCAGUGCUGAAUGUGGCUCUGGCAUCACUUCACCCAAUGACAGAUGACCAGAUUUUCCAGGCCAUCAAUGCUGGCCAGAUAUAUGGUGAACAGGACUGGGAAGAGUUCCAUCAGAGGAUGGAGUCCCUUUCAGGCUUUUUGAUAAAAAGGCGAGACAAAACGCGAAUGUUCUGCCAUCCAUCCUUCAGGGAGUGGCUGGUCUGGAGAGCAGAGGGUGAAAACACGGACUUCUUGUGUGAACCAAGGAAUGGGCAUGCGCUCCUGGCAUUCAUGUUCUCAAGGCAGGAAGGAAAGCUUAACCGUCAGCAAACAAUGGAGCUUGGGCAUCACAUUCUGAAAGCACAUAUAUUCAAGGGGCUCAGCAAAAAGACUGGAAUUUCUUCCAGCCACCUUCAAGCCUUGUGGAUUGGCUAUAGCACUGAUGGUUUGUCAGCAGCUCUUGCAUCCUUGAGAAAUCUUUAUACACCCAAUGUAAAGGUGAGUCGUCUGCUGAUUUUGGGUGGUGCAAAUGUAAACUACAGGACAGAAGUUCUCAACAAUGCUCCAAUAUUGUGUGUUCAAUCUCAUCUUGAUCAUGAAGAAGUGGUCCUCCUUCUGCUUGAAUUUGGUGCCGCCAUUGAUGGUGCGUCUGAGAAUGGGAUGACCCCACUUUGCUGUGCAGCAGCUGCAGGCCACAUGCAUAUAGUUUCACUGCUCUGCAAGAAAGGAGCAAAGAUCAAUCACUUGGAUAAAAAGGGACAGUGUGCUUUGGUUCAUAGUGCCCUAAGGGGCCAUUCUGAUAUUCUUGAAUAUCUGCUGAACAUGGAUUGGAGCACUUCCCAGCAGCAGAAUUCACUGACAAAGCGACAGGCACUUCAGCAGGCUCUGACAGCAUCUUCAAGCAUGGGACAUUGUCAGGUGAUUCAUUUUCUGAUGCGGAUUGAAAAGGAGCCUAAAAUCGACAUCAAUGAAACAGACACACUGUGGGGAGAAACAGCUUUGACUGCUGCUGCUGGGAGAGGAAAGCUGGAAGCAUGUGAACUAUUACUUCAACAUGGUGCUCUAGUAAUGAGAACUAAUAGAAGAGGGAUCCCUCCCCUUUUUUGUGCUGUGCGUCAGGGACACUGGCAGAUUGCAAAACUUCUGCUGGAAAAGGGAGCUGAUAUAAAUUUAAGUGACAAGCAAGGCAGGACACCACUCAUGGUAGCUUCUUGUGAAGGACAUCUUAGCACUGUUGAAUUUCUCAUCUCCAAAGGUGCAGACAUUUCAUUGCUGGACAAGGAGGGCCUGACAGCACUGAGUUGGGCUUGCCUCAAAGGACACAAGAGUGUGGUCCAGUAUUUGGUUGAGAAAGAUGCCACAAUAGACCAGACGGACAAGAAUGGAAGAACCCCCUUGGAUUUAGCAGCUUUCUAUGGAGACUCAGAUAUUGUGCAGUAUUUGGUAGAGAAGGGUGCAGUGAUUGAACAUGUUGACAAUAGUGGGAUGCGCCCAUUGGACAGAGCAAUUGGAUGUCGAAAUACAUCAGUGGUAGUCACACUGCUUCGAAAAGGAGCCAAAUUAGGAAAUGCAGCAUGGGCCAUGGCUACUUCGAAACCUGAUAUUUUGAUUAUCCUACUACAAAAGCUAAUUGAAGAAGGAAACAUGAUGUACAAAAAAGGGAAGAUGAAAGAGGCAGCACAGCGGUACCAGUAUGCCUUACGGAAGUUUCCUCGAGAGAGUUUUGGAGAAGAAAUGAAAGCUUUCAAUGAGCUCAGAGUUUCCUUAUAUCUAAACCUCUCAAGAUGCCGCAGAAAAACAAAUGAUUUUGGCAUGGCAGAGGAGUUUGCUACCAAGGCACUUGAUCUCAAACCCACAUCCUAUGAAGCGUAUUAUGCUAGAGCAAGAGCCAAGAGGAACAGCAGGCAAUUUCAUGCAGCCCUUGGUGACUUGCGAGAAGCCAUAAAGUUGUGCCCUGGAAACCAAGAAAUAAAGAGGCUGCUAGCUCGAGUUGAAGAGGAGUGCAAACAGCUCCAGAGAACACAGCAACAAAAGCAGCAGUGUCCUCUGCCAGCCCAAGCGAGCAAUGACUCUGACAAUGAGGGGGAAGCUCUUGUUCAGGAUCACUUCAGUCUGGAAGAGAUAGAAGAGGAGGAACUUUUGCAUGAAGACGAGCCUGGUCCGUCUGGGCAGAGGCUGCCACUUUCCCAGGGUAAUGCAUAUUGCAGCAGAAACUCUCAGGAAGGCAGCCAGCAGAAAUUUAGACCCAUAUCCCCUCCAAACAGAGCAGGCAGUAAAUACCUGAGAGAGCCUGGCUUAACUAUGCAGCCCACAAAACAAGCACAGAUAGUAAAAACCAACCAACACCUGAAUUCCGUCCAGUCUGUGGCAAGAACUGGAUCUAUUCAGUCCAGCACAAUGACUCAGCCCCUUCAAUAUCUUCCUCCAAGCCCUGUGACCUCCAGGCACCUCACAAAUCCAAGCAACAGUAAAAGCCAGCAUUUGGAUGGGACAAGUACACUAUCAGCAAAUAUCACCACGGGCAAUAACAGCUCAGCAGUAUUCAGUGAAAGAUCAACAGCAGUCCAGGUUCCCUACUUGCAGCAUAGUGAUAAAGGAUCGCCUCAUUCCUUCAUGAGUAAGUCCAAAACGCAUGAGAGGCUAGCUGUCCACACUCCUGCAAACAUCGAAAACACAGGUCCAUUACAAUCUCAAGGAACUGGCGAGUUAAGGCAGCAAAACCCUAUCUGUUCUGGUCUGCUUUCUGUUAGCAUGGUAGCUUCCAGCUCAACAAGCAGUCUGUCCUCAAGCAGCAGCUUCUGUGAGAGUGUAAAAGGGCAAAGUCCAGACAUUCGGCUCAAGGACAGCAAAGGUAGUCAAUGUCAGAGUGGAACAGCAGAACAUAGGCCUCGGAAUACUCCCUUCAUGGGGAUCAUGGAUAAAACUGUGCGGUUCCAGCAGCAGCAACAGCAGCAGCAGGUGAACCUAUCAAAUCGCAGUUGGCAUGGCCAAGCUGCAGAAGGGUUCCUGAAAAGUGCUGGAACGACACUGACUUUGAGCUGUGAGCAGUUCUCUGCCAAACAUGCAGGUAGCUAUGGCAAUCCAGGAGAGAGCAUCCAGAAUGGAACUCAGCCUAAAGAACUAGAAGAACUACAGUGCCAAGCAUCUGCCUGCUCACAAGAUAGCAGGAUAGGUAAGCCUGUGGCUCAUUUGUACCAGGAAGUUCUCUCUAAACAGCACACUCAGCUUAAUAAAGACAUUCAUUUGAGUCACGUGACGUCUACAAAGCCAAAGCGAUCUUUCGUAGAAUCUAAUGUCUGAAUAAUGCUAGCCAUUUCUUUACAAACUCUUAAUAGUGAUGAACCAUCUCCCUGGUUGUAAAACUUAGUGCAUAGUAGCAUAUAAGUUACUGAUAUUAAUCACUAAUAUUUUACAGGGUCCAUAACAGAAACCAGACCAUCCAGCCAUUUUCUUUAAUGCUAAGACUGUCCACAGCAUGCCUGUGACUAUUAAUCAAGAGAUGAGUGGCCACUACAUAUAGUUAAGAAGCUAUUUGUUUAUGUAGGAGAACAUGUUUUUCUAAGAGAGGAUUUAAACAGGCUUGCCUGAUUAACUAGACUGGUCAGUAAAUCAAGCUGAGUCCUUUUGAGAAAGGCAAAUACAAUUAUUUUGUACAGCCAUGUAUAUCUGUUACUGCUUGAAAUGAAUUAAUUCCUGCAAGGUGGUGGGAUCCACAGAACAUCCAAAUCUGUCCAUGAAUGUUCUUUUAUCAGGAAGAUUUAGUAGUAUUCCAGUUUCAUAAGGAUUCAGGUGUAAACCUGUCACCUCUGUGCAAAUCAUUCAGCAGCCAACGUGCAACUGAGGUUGACUUUCAUUACUGCAGUUUAGGAGGUAAAUUACAGGAUAUUUUGCAUGAAUUUUUUCCAACAUCCUGGUUAUUGCACUGAAUAUAUAAUUAUGACAUGUUAACAACAUAUAACAGCACUUUACAUAGUUUAUCCAAACACCUUUUGAGGUGCUAUGUCAGUACAAGAUGGAGGAUAAAGAGGAAUACAAGCUUUGCUAGUGUUUCUAUAGAACACUCAACAAAUGUCUGAGGAGUAUAGCAUGUGCAUUUACUUUAGAGGAACGACAUCUGAUACUUUCCUCAGUGUUUCACAGUGGAAAAGCUUUUUUAAAAAAUUUCAAGGAUGUUUGUAAGGACAUUCCUGUGAGGUUGGAGUUAUACAAACUUGGAGUAUUCUGUUGCCCUUUAACAGUAAUUUCCAUGUGUACAGUAUGUAGGUACAUUAUAACAGCAUUCUUGUGUGAUUUUUUAAGAAACUCGCAAUUUAAAAAAUGAAUUGUUAUUCUCUAUUCUAGCUUAUUUAUUGUUUAUCUUGGUAUUUGUACAAUCUUAUUUUAUUCUCUUGUUCUGUAGAUCUAUUUUUUGCACAGCUACUGUAUUUUCCCAUAUGAAAUAAAAGACUAUUAAUAUAGUUUCUGGUUGGGUAGUAUACAUAGCCUUACACUGUUCUACCUUCUCUAACUGUUGUGCCAGUCAGUCAUCACCAAUCAACUUCAAUAAGGUUUUGGUAGGAAACCACCUGGCCCUCCAAAUGUUCCAUCAUCCACAGUCAGCAUGGCUGACGGUCAAGGAUCAUGGGAGUUGAAGUGCAACAGCAUCUGAAGGCCUAUAGUACACCCUAUUCUAUGGGUUACCUCUCUGCACCAAAGGUAUAUCAUAAAAAAGUUAUUGACAUGUCCAAAUACUACUGUUAACAAUGCUGGCUCUCCAGAAGUCCUCACUGAGGUACCUACUACAUACACAUGGCUGCAUCUUCAAGCCCCUUGGAGUAUUUAUGAACAUCAGAAUUUUACAAAAUAGCACUGAAGAUGAUGUGCUUAUUUAAUUAGCCUUAGUUGGAGAAGUUUGCCAUUUAGUUAUUGGACCAUGCUUCACUGAAUAUAGUUAACUGCUAAUUAAGGAAGCAUGAUGUCAAUGUUGGCUCCUAGCCAAAGUGAUCCUGCGAUUCACUGUUGACCAGUACCCAUGCCACAUCUAAUCAGGGCAUGCAAACUCUUAGAGAAGCCUUUUCAUCCUUUCUACUAAGCCCUACAGUGCUCAGUAUACUUAGCUGUAUGUUUCCAAAAUUAAACUUUUGUUGACAAAGUUAUUUACAUAAGAUAUAGGCAAGAACCUAUGAAAGGUCAUUUAAAAAAAUGAUUUCUUCCAAUAAGUCUCAUUAGGCCCCAAAAUGAAAUACUUAAUUGUUGCAGCUGCAUAAUUUCUAAAUUACAUUUAAUUUAUUAUUGAACAUAAUCCAGCAUGCUUGGCUCUCCUACUGAAAUUAAUGGGACAUGCGAUGCUGUGCAUGUGGAUGUCCCACAUGCAUGUCAUUAAGUAUCAAUGGAAGUUACUAGAUAAAUAUAUAAAAUUUCAACUUUAACUUGAUCAUGCUUAACAUAAAAAACAUAACUUAUAGGUGCCAAGUAUAAAUCAUGUUAGGUAGCAAUUUGAAUUCUGAUCAGAUUAAAUCAAGGGGCUGAAUUUAUACAGAGGUACAGUGAAAGACAACGGCACCAAGAUGUUUACUGUUGUAUUCACCUACCUUCAGCUUCAUUCCCACUUAUUUGAAAGAACAAUCAUGCUGUUUAGGGAGACUGCUUUUCAUAUUUUGGCUGGGUUUCCAACCAGCGAUUGAUAGCCAUUUUCAAAGUUCUGUUUGGGGUAAGUAUAAGUCUUUGAAGAGGGAGAUUUGUCAUGGGACUGGAAUGCCUUUUUUCAGUGAUCCACUUUUCCAUUGCUUCCUUCUCAUAGGAAUAGCCAUCUGAAAAGAGAAUUACAAACUUUACUGGAAAGGGGUAUAUGCAUGCAUGCCCUACAAAAAACCCUUAAAGACAUUCUAAAAAAUUGCCUUGGCAGAAUACAGAGUUAAAAGGCUGAUAUGUAAUUGAGCUAGGCAACAUUGGUGCCCCAAACCUUGGAGAGCUACUGCCAGUUGCAGAAGACUGGAGAAAAUCCUUUCCCCCUUUUAAGCACAAGGGCUACAUUACAUUUUGGUUCACCACCCAGGGCCUGCAGUGACCAGGGCCAACCCACACAUGCAUCCAGACUCUUGCCUCUCCUCAUGCAGGAAUUAGACUUUUUUAAAAAAGCAUCAGAACUCUUUUCAAAACGAUGUAAGCAUGAAUACAGAACUCCCUCAACCAUAUUUCCAACAUUAGGCAGAGCACACUUGAAAUCACUACAGCAUGUACUGUACAUUCAAUAGGGCACUGGAGCCCUUUGCAACUCUGAUGUUUUUGCAAAUACUUUUCCAAGUCACAAUUCUUGUAAAGUGGACCCCACUCCUUAUUCUCCCCCCUCCCCGUGAUUGUCUCAACUGUAGGUAAAAUUUAGAUUUUUCUUUUCAUUUUGCUUAUGAGACACUAUAUGCAAAGCCAUAUGAACAAUGAUGCUAUUUUAUAAAAUCAAUAACUACGGUAGAUACAUUUACACCCAUAGUUUAUGUUGCCUGAAUGACGAUUUGCAAUUGCACUUAUCAUAGGGGUUACAAUUAAAAUAAAAAGAUAAGACUGAACACUGUUUUCUGUUGGUAGAUAAAUACAUUCUCCCAUCAACCUUCUCCAAACAUUUCCUGAAUGAAAGCUGGGAUUCUAUGCACAUCUAUUAUAUUACUUAUUUUAAUAUGAGCUUUAAAAUUGGUUUCCCAAAGUUCAUCACAAAGCCGUCAAAAGAAUCAUCAGAGCUGCUAUGCAAGGUCCCUUGUGCCCAUUGCCUUUCAUGUAUAAAACAGAAGCACCGAAACAGUGACGUGACUAGGCAGUAAAUUGCCAGUGACAAUCUGCAUUUUAAUAGUCCUCAUUCAAUACCGAUGCUUUU